GGACAGGCCGACACCAGAGAACUAGAGAGGCCCACCUCCCACUCCUUUCUUCCAAGCUGUGCCAAAGGGAGGAUGAGCCUGAUGGGCAGAAUUCAAAUGAGCUGGACAGCACUGUGAAGGAGCUGCAGGCAGCCCCCAGAGCCUUGAGAUGGCACCAAAAACCAAGAAGGGAUUGAAAGGCUCCAUUGAUGAUGUCCUUGGUGACCUCCUGGGAGAUGAGACGACACCGCCUGAGAAGCCUGUUAAACUAGCUUCACGUGCCAGAGACGCCACAGGUGCAGCUCAGGCGCUCCCUCCCUCAAGGGCUAGAACAAAGUCCCUUUUGGAAGGUGAUGCCUUCAGCACCAGGGCAGGCCUGGCAGGAGCUGAUGCUGAGGUUUCAGACAUCUCCGACGCAGACCCGCAGGCCCUGCUCCAGGCCAUGAAGGAUCUGGAUGAAAUGGAUGCUGAUCUCCUGGGUCUGAAGAAGUCUAAUCUAGCCUCAAGCAAAAGGUCUGCAAAGGGUUCUGGGAAAGAAGAGCAGCCUAGCCCUCUUAAACCUGCUGGUGUGUUAACAGCCAGUGAGAAACGAGAUGCCCUUCCCACCAAGAAGCUAUCUCCCUCUCCCAGCAGCCUUGGGCAUCAGUACAGGAAGUUCUCCUUCGAAGACUUGGAAGACCCAUUGGCAGGACUUCUCUCUGAUGAUGAGGAAGGAAUCGCCAAGAAGCUGCCGGGGACGGAGAGUAAAACAGCUUCCGUAAAGAGCCCAGCCCCGGCCAGAGAUCAAGGGCCCUCUAUCCCUCUAACUCCUGGGAACACUCCGGUCCGAAAGAAGGAAGAGUUGCUCUUUGACGAUGGGGACGACAUCAUGGCCACCCUGGGGUUUGGAGACAGCCCCAAAGCAGAGAGGAGGCACACGGGAGACCAGGAGGGGCCCCUCCCUGCCCGCUCCAAGCUGGAUGAGCUGCUGGGUCGGGGCACUGCCGCCAAACUCCUGGCCCGUCCGGGCACCGGGGAGCACAGGGAAUUCAAGCUAGACAAGAAGUAUCAGCGGCCACAGGACAAAGAAGACACCGGGGGUGACGAGGACUUCACCUUUGGGGCCUAUCAGCCCACCGUGGGCUCCUCCGAGGGCCGGCAGUCCCGCCGGCAGUCCGUCAGUAGGUUCUUUGAAGGCGGCACAGACCCCAAGGGAGAACCAGGCUCCAGACAGAGCACCCCAGCAGCAUCCAGCCCCACCCAGCCCAGGAGGGGAGGUGCCGACUGGCUGGGCCUCAAGGACGAAGGCUUGGACCUGCUCCCUCCCUCCCCGACCAGGGAGGUUCGGAGGGGACCCCCUCCCGCCAGCCAGCAUUCUGCUCCCAGCCGCCACUCUGCCCCGGCCGGGCUGCCCUCCUUGGGGGCGAAGCCACCAACCGAGGGUACCGGUUCUCCUGCCAAAGGCAGCCAGCCUUCCCAGCCAGGAGCGUCUGAGAAGGAGGAGGAGGGGGACUGGCUGAGCCACGCCCUGUCUCGGAAGAAGUCCCAGGGUCUGGCCAGAGAGGAGCACGACGCAGCCUGUAAGGGCCAGCACUCGGUAGGGGCGCUGCCUUCCGACAGCCAGCCUGCCGCCGGCACCCAAGGGCUCGAGCCAGCAGCCGCCGGGGGGACCCCAGGCACGGCAGCACAGAGGCCGCCUGCCCGGCCUGCCGCCUCAGGGUCCCCCGUGACUUGGAACCCCGCUGCCUUGGCCCUCCAUGCGGGUGACCCAAAGAGGGGAACAGCCCCUGGAGAUUGCUCCGGCACUGAGGCUGCAGUUGGUUUCCCAGGCUCCCAGGAACCCCCAGGGCUCUCUGUGCCUGUCCAGUGCCUGCUUCCAGAGUCCCUGGCCUGGAGCCUGCUGCCCGGCUCCGAAUACCAGCAGCAGCUCCUGGCGGCACAGGCUCAGCUUCAGAGGGGCACUGCCGAGCUCCAGGCCGACCUCCUGCAGAGUCAGGCCCGGCUGGCGGAGCUCGAGGCCCAGGUGCGGAAACUUGAGCUGGAGCGGACACAGCACCAGCUGCUGCUGGAAAGUUUGCAGCAGAGGCACCAGGCAGACCUGGAGCUCAUCGACAGCGCCCACAGGAGCCGAGUCAAGGUGCUAGAAACAUCGUACCAGCAACGGGAAGAGCGGCUGCGGAGAGAGAACGAGGAGCUGUCUGCCCAGUACCUGUUGCGCUGCCAGGAGGCCGAGCAGGCCCGCGCCGAGCUCACAGCCCAGCACCAGCGGCGCUUGGCGGCCACCGCGCAGGAGAAGGACCGGGAGAUGGAGCGGCUCCGGGAGCUGCAGCGGGCCUCCAUCCUGGAGAUGCGCAAGGACCACGAGGAGCAGCUGCAGCGGCUGAAGCUGCUGAAGGACCGGGAGAUCGACGCCGUCACCAGCGCCACCUCCCAUACGCGGUCCCUGAAUGGCAUCAUCGAGCAGAUGGAGAAGUUCUCCAGCAGCCUGCACGAGCUGUCCUCCCGCGUGGAGGCCUCGCACCUCAGCACUGCCCAGGAGCGGGAGCUGGGCAUCCGGCAGCGAGAUGAGCAGCUCCGAGCGCUGCAGGAGAGGCUGAGCCGGCAGCAGCGGGACAUGGAGGAGGAGCGGAGCCGGCUCCAGGAGGUCAUCGGGAAGAUGGAGGCGCGCCUGAGCGAGCAGAGCCGGCUGCUGGAGCAGGAACGCUGGCGGGUGAACGCCGAGCAGUCCAAGGCCGAGUCCGCGCAGCGCGCUCUGGAGGAGCAGAGGAAGGUCAUGGUCCAGCAGAUGGCCAUGGAGCGGGAGGAGCUGGAGAGGGCCAAGAGUGCCUUGCUGGAGGAGCAGAAGUCCGUCAUGCACAAGUGUGGGGAGGAGCGGCGGCGCCUGGCGGCCGAGUGGGCCGAGUUCUUUGCACAGCAGAAGCUGAGUAAGGAGCGGGCCGAGCGUGAGGCGGAGCGGGCGCUGCAGGUGGACACCCAGCGGGAGGGCACCCUCGUCAGCCUGGCCAAGGAACAGGCAGAGCUGAAGAUCAGGGCGAGCGAGCUCCGGGCCAAAGAGGACCAGCUGGCGGCCGAGAGGGAGGCUCUGGAACAGGAGCGCCAGGAGCUGCGGCUGGAGAAGGAGAGGGUCGGCGCCGCCGCCCAGCGCAUCAGGCUGCGCGCUGAGGAGGUGGAGCGCAUGAGCCAGGUGGCCUCACAGAAGUACGAGGAGGGGGAGCGAGCACUGCGCGAGGCCCGGCAGGUGCAGUCGGAGCAGCAGGCCCGGCUGCAGCUGGUGCAACAGCAGCAGGAGCGGCUGCGGCAGCAGGAGCGGCACGUGCACCAGGAGCAUCUGAGUCUGGCCCAGCAGCGGCUGCAGCUGGAUCGUAUCCGACAGGACCUGCCCUCCGGGCCCGUGGGGCUGCUCUCCAGGGCCCAGGGCCUGGCAGCCUCUGGCCUGAGUGCCAUCGUGGCUCCUGCCCCCCCCACUCCUCAGUGCAGCCAGCUGCCAGCCGGCCUGGGCCCCUCGCACCUCCACGCCAAGCUGGUGCUGCUGAAACACACAGCUGAGCAGGACCGUGACUUCCUGGAGAACGAACAGUUCUUCCUGGAGACCCUGAAGAAAGCCUCCUACAACAUGACGUCGCAUUCAGCCUGAAGGCCCCACUGCCUCCUCAGCAGAGGCCUGACUCUAGAACCGCCCCACUGCCCGCUGGCCGCCAGCGCCGAGCAGGGGCGCCGGGGAGAGCCCUGCAACGCCCAGGCCCUGAUUACAGCUCUUCCCGUGGACGGGGUGCCAGCGCCUUCUUUCCGACGCUCCGGCCCGCGCGGGGGCAGGCAGGCGCCCCCGUGCCUCUCAGACUCCCCAGGAGGCAGCAGCCUCUGGGGAGACGCGAGGCUGAGGCCAUCUCAGCCCCACGACACCGUCAGCGACAGCACCGGUGCUCCUGCCCCGCAGACGUCCGGCUCAGGGCCCAGCGUCUGACUGGGCUCUGUGGACCCCUCGGCCCCUCAGGCCAUCGAUGGUCUGGGGAUCUUUUCGCCUGGGCCUCUUCUGAGGCGGGGGGUCUUCUCGACUCCCUUGCCACAAGGAGGCUGCUGCCCUCCCUGCCUGAGAAGCCAGCAGAGGGAGCGCCGGGUCUCCUCCCUGAUGGGGACGUAGAGUCAGGCCGCAAAUUUUCAAGAGCCUUCUAGCCUCCUGGCGGAGGGGGCGGGAGGUGCUGCAGGGGCAGGGAGGGCGCCGUGCCCGGCGGCUUUUACCUCACAGACUGACCUGCCCUUGGGACUCAGCCAGCCCUCCCUGCUCCCAGGCUGGUGCACAAAGCCCCCGCCUCGUUCCCAGCUGCCGAGGCAGCGGACUCGCUAGCACAGAUGCUGGCCUCAUCGGCUUCUUCUAAUGCACUCCCCAGAGGCAAAGAGGGGGCUGCGGGUGACAGUGGGGUGUGGGGAGGGACAGAAGGCUUUUCUCCAUGCUGUUCACUUGCCACAAAACCCCGGCCAGUGGGAACGAAGAUGACAGCGAGAGCCCCUGCCUGGGAGGAUACAGAGCGCCGAGGACCAUGAGGGGCCGCACCCCGGCCGCUGUCCCGGGUGGGGUCUCUGCCCUUCUCCACGUGUGGGCAGAGGGCCAAGGCCAGCCAGAGGGGUGCCAGGACAGGGGUGGGAGGAUUGGUAGUUGUCUCCUGCAGACCCAAGGACUCAACUAAAAAAAUCACAAUUAACC
Messenger RNA from Balaenoptera musculus (blue whale), 4657 nucleotides. It is a transcript of the gene FBF1, whose product is annotated as Fas binding factor 1. Bases 149 to 3592 code for a protein of 1147 amino acids. Gene Ontology annotation, cellular component: centriole; ciliary basal body; ciliary transition fiber. The transcript has 30 exons. Gene Ontology annotation, biological process: establishment of epithelial cell polarity; cilium assembly. NCBI's taxonomy places the organism in Eukaryota, Metazoa, Chordata, Mammalia, Artiodactyla, Balaenopteridae. The record is from RefSeq and is a predicted model, not a curated record.